This is a messenger RNA of Trichosurus vulpecula (common brushtail), 3708 nucleotides long. RefSeq names its product lysine acetyltransferase 7 (gene KAT7). Gene Ontology annotation, biological process: regulation of DNA-templated transcription. The transcript is spliced from 15 exons. The record is from RefSeq and is a predicted model, not a curated record. NCBI's taxonomy places the organism in Eukaryota, Metazoa, Chordata, Mammalia, Diprotodontia, Phalangeridae. Gene Ontology annotation, molecular function: histone acetyltransferase activity; zinc ion binding. The coding region runs from base 151 to 1986 and encodes 611 amino acids. Gene Ontology annotation, cellular component: nucleus.
GCAUUAGGGUACAGACGCUGUGAGGCAGGAGGGGACUUAGGCUCGUCCUCAAGAGUUGAGACCGUUAAAAAGGCCGCCACGGAGCCCGCCGGAGCUAACGCUGCUGCUGCUGCUGCCCGGGUCGGAACCGCCGGGCCGCAGCCGGCGGCGAUGCCGCGAAGGAAGAGGAAUGCGGGCAGUAGUUCCGAUGGAACCGAAGAUUCCGAUUUUUCUACAGAUAUUGAGCAUACAGAUAGUUCUGAAAGCGAUGGGACAUCCCGGCGAUCUGCUCGAGUUACCCGCUCCUCAGCCAGGCUGAGUCAGAGUUCUCAAGAUUCUAGUCCAGUUCGGAACUUGCAGUCAUUUGGCUCUGAAGAACCAGCCUAUUCUACCAGAAGAGUGACACGUAGUCAACAGCAGCCCACGCCUGUAACACCCAAAAAGUACCCGCUCCGGCAGACCCGCUCGUCUGGCUCAGAAACUGAGCAAGUGGUUGAUUUUUCAGAUCGAGAUACUAAGAACACAGCAGAUCAUGAUGAGUCUCCACCCCGAACUCCUACUGGCAAUGCACCCUCCUCUGAGUCUGAUAUAGACAUCUCCAGUCCCAAUGUGUCCCAUGAUGAAAGUAUUGCCAAGGACAUGUCUAUGAAGGAUUCUGGCAGUGACUUGUCUCAUCGCCCUAAGCGCCGCAGAUUCCAUGAAAGCUACAAUUUCAAUAUGAAGUGCCCAACACCAGGCUGUAACUCUCUAGGGCACCUAACAGGGAAGCAUGAAAGACACUUCUCCAUAUCUGGAUGCCCACUCUAUCACAAUCUUUCAGCUGACGAAUGCAAGGUAAGAGCACAGAGCAGGGAUAAGCAGAUAGAAGAGAGAAUGCUCUCCCACAGGCAAGAUGACAACAAUAGGCAUGCAACCAGGCACCAGGCACCAACAGAAAGGCAGCUUCGGUAUAAGGAGAAGGUGGCUGAGCUCAGGAAGAAGAGGAACUCUGGACUGAGCAAAGAGCAAAAAGAGAAAUAUAUGGAGCACAGACAGACCUAUGGAAGCACCCGGGAGCCCCUCCUGGAAAACCUGACCAGCGAGUAUGACUUGGACCUUUUCCGAAGGGCACAAGCUCGAGCAUCAGAGGAUUUGGAGAAGUUGCGGCUUCAGGGCCAAAUCACAGAGGGCAGCAACAUGAUUAAAACAAUUGCCUUUGGCCGCUAUGAGCUAGAUACCUGGUACCACUCGCCCUACCCAGAAGAGUAUGCACGCCUGGGACGGCUCUACAUGUGCGAAUUCUGUCUCAAAUACAUGAAGAGCCAAACAAUACUUCGUCGACACAUGGCAAAAUGUGUAUGGAAACAUCCGCCAGGAGAUGAGAUCUAUCGUAAGGGCUCCAUCUCUGUGUUUGAGGUUGACGGCAAGAAGAACAAGAUAUAUUGCCAAAACCUCUGCCUGCUGGCCAAGCUCUUUCUAGACCAUAAGACGCUGUAUUAUGAUGUAGAGCCCUUCCUCUUCUAUGUCAUGACAGAAGCUGACAACACUGGCUGUCACCUGAUUGGGUACUUCUCCAAGGAAAAGAAUUCAUUCCUCAAUUACAAUGUUUCCUGCAUCCUCACCAUGCCUCAGUACAUGCGACAAGGCUAUGGCAAGAUGCUCAUUGACUUCAGUUAUUUGCUUUCCAAAGUAGAAGAAAAGGUUGGCUCCCCAGAACGCCCACUGUCUGAUUUGGGCCUCAUCAGCUACCGGAGUUACUGGAAAGAAGUGCUGCUUCGAUAUUUGCAUAAUUUUCAAGGCAAAGAAAUCUCUAUAAAAGAAAUCAGCCAGGAGACUGCUGUGAACCCUGUGGACAUCGUUAGUACCCUGCAGGCCCUUCAGAUGCUCAAGUACUGGAAAGGGAAACACCUGGUUCUAAAGAGACAGGACUUAAUUGAUGAGUGGAUAGCCAAAGAGGCAAAGAGAUCCAACACCAAUAAGACCAUGGAUCCCAGCUGUUUGAAAUGGACCCCUCCGAAAGGAACUUAAACUGGCUGUGGAUCCCUGAGCCAGCGAACCCCGCAGUACGAAGCCCCCUUGGGAUCUGUCUGUCCAUUUCUGUUGCUGUUGUGAUUGGCAUGUACAGUAUCCUUUGGGAAGGCCAUUCCCCCUUGGGACUGUCCUGGCUCCAACCCUUUGUGUAAAAUGCAGACGCUGGUUCUGAGGAACUGUUGUUUCGGCCUCAGUGAGGUUGCCUGGAAUGCAUCUGUAUUGGACUCGAUUGAAGCUCCCACAUAAGCACUGACCCAAGGACUCGCAUGUGGUACUGUACCUGUUCAGUCACUGGUUCCCCCUCAUGUUUCAAGUUGUGUUGUGUCCUUUAAACUGCCUGUAAUAGUGCUCCUUCAGGUUGCUGAGCAGGAUCGUUCUUGUUCCCUUUUGAACCUGGUUACUUCCACCUUCACCUUAACAGUUCCCUGGGUCUCUUUCAGCGGGUCAGGAGAGGGGGUGAAGAUGCAGAGUGUGGGGGAGAUGGCCACGGUUAAGCCACAUUGCAUUUUCACUCCGUUUCUGACCUUCUUUGCUCUUUUGUUGUGAUUUGAAGACUUCUAACACACUUCCACCUCCCUCCCCUUUUAAGAAAUCCCCAUCAGGCUGACCAGGGCUGGGGGUUAGUUUAAGCAUCAAUGCAAGAUGGAAAUUGGGUUGGAGGAGAGGAUGAGUUUAGCAGCGCAUGGUGAUUUUGUGCUCUAAUUUGGGACCACUUCCAGGGAAGGUUACUUGUUUCAAUGAAAGGGAGAGAACAUUGGCCUCCCUGCCACAGUCAUGGAAAUUCCCUAGAACAAAGAGCAGAAACAGCGGCCUUUCCAGACCUUACCCUCUUCCGCACUGGGAAUCCCCAAGACUAUUUCCAGUGCUCAUUUUUCACGUCAUGUCUUAGCUUAUUCUUUCUAUUUCAUACUUCUUUUCCCUUCCGGUACCAUUCUGGCCCCGUACAGUCCUUUGCCCUUCUCUGUAGGGUCAUAGCAAAUACUGGUGGGAGCAUGUGCAGAACAUCCUUACUUUUUACACUGGUUGCAUUCACCUUGUCCCAAGAACCACAGAGGAGGAGAAAACAACUUAACAGUCAUUUGUGUGCUGCCGCCAUUGUGGCCGUGCAAGUCAAAGUAAUAGCAGCCUCCUCCAGCGUACAGCAAGUUUGCCUCUCUGGCGGCAGCACCUCAUACCCUUUGAGAACAGAAGCGCUUGUACCCCUUCCCAGCCUCACUCCACUUCCCCUGCUCUUUCUGGUCUACAGUUCACUUCUGUUUUUGAUGUUGUUAAAGUGAUUCGGGGAGAGAAUGAGACAUUCUGGCUCACUUCUCGCCAGUCUCCAUAUGUGCUAUCUCAGAGCAGCCUUUGAUGUUUGACAUGUCCCCCUUGCCAACUUGGUCUCCUACAAUACUGUUGUCUUGAUGUGGAGCCCUCACCACAACCCCUAACCUGUGGUCAGUCGUGCCUUGCUCCUGUCACUUCUAUACACUAUUUAUAAUCACCGUGGGUUUGUGGGGGCCUGGUUUCAAGCAUGCUCAGUGGCGGCUCCCCUCCCUUUCCUCCCGGCCCCAAGCUUCCGUGUCACUGUAGAACGUCGAUUACAGAAGCAAGCUGGCUGGGGAUUUUCUCCUGAGGGGUAUAGGCCUUUCUUAUACAGAAGCUGAACCCUUUUCCACAUGUGGUAGAAUGUGCGGUUCUGUAUCUAUUUCUCAAUAAAGCAUGUUCUCUGCUCAAAAA